UGCUACCCUAGAUUCAAAGAAGCGCGAUAGGGCCAGACAAAAGAACGGGAUUAUAGCGGGCCAACUCUGACGCCCCGGCCCCCUUCUGACGCCAAUAGUUCGGCACUGUGAUGGGCACGCCUUAUUACACGAUGGACCCCAAUGCUGGCUUUCACGCUGGCUAUCCCGUGCCGACCCAAAGCCCCCAGAACCAAAUGGCGUUCUAUCCGAAUUCGAUCCCCCAGUACCCCCAACCCAAGACACCGCAACAGCCUGGACAGCAGCAACAUUCCUUUGGCGCCAUGCCACUGCAGCCAGGCGGUCCCGGUGGAGCUAUGAUGCCCUCAGGGUUUCCCCAACAGUCGUCUGGGCCUAUGGACGCUUUCUCGGCGUCGUUCAACCAGCCUACCGUCCCGGCAUCAAUGCCUCAGUACACUCAGCCCGGCAACACACCGAAUCAACCCUCCGCUGUCCAGCAAACUUUCAACCAGAACAUGGCUACCAUAAAUGCGAACAUGCUCGCCAAUCAAUCGAAGCCCCCGCAGAUGAACUCCCAGAUGAACUCGCCUCAAACCACCCAGCCCGGAACCCCCAUCCAGGCCCAGGCCCAAGCUCAAGCUCAAGCUCAAGCUCAAGCUCAAGCUCAUGUCCAAGCUCAGGUCCAGGCCCAAGCAGCAGCACGGGAGAAGGCCCGGGUGACCAUUCUUCUCGAGAUCAACUCGACCCUACUGCAGGAGGUGGUGAAUCUGCAAGCGGCCGGGAAGGCAGGCACUGCACCUACCGCGGACGCGAACGCAGAGCAGAGUGACGCUCCCAAACCCACCCCGCAGAAGCCGAGCCAGGAAUAUAUUGAAUGCAUGCGACGGUUGCAAGCCAACCUAGCGUAUCUUGCGACGGUCGCGGAGCGGGCGAAGAAACCGGGUGGUGCCGUUCCCCAGGCCCCAGCUAUUUUGACUGCCCCCACGAGCGUGCCCGCCGUCAACGACUUGUACAGCAGGCUGAACGAAUUGUUCCCGCGCUCGAGUCAAGGCGGCACACCUCAAACCCUUAGCCCGGGGAUGAAUCAGGGCAACGGUGGCCCAAGUCCAUCGCCCGUGUCGGAGUCAGUGGUUUGA
Molecule: messenger RNA, 1094 nt
Organism: Penicillium cinerascens
Lineage: Eukaryota; Fungi; Ascomycota; Eurotiomycetes; Eurotiales; Aspergillaceae
Exons: 2
Coding region: 111-1094 (327 amino acids)
Source: RefSeq, a predicted model, not a curated record